Molecule: messenger RNA, 1278 nt
Organism: Gossypium arboreum
Lineage: Eukaryota; Viridiplantae; Streptophyta; Magnoliopsida; Malvales; Malvaceae
Exons: 7
Coding region: 1-1278 (425 amino acids)
Source: RefSeq, a predicted model, not a curated record
AUGGUAUGGGCGGUGGAUAGAGAGCACCUGGCAGAGGUGCUGGACAGACUAAGAUAUAGGAUCAACUCACUCCUAUAUUGCUUGCUCUAUUUCAUGGAAUCUGAAGUUAGCAAAUUGUAUAGGGAUGUUCCUUUAGAGGUUCAGGGACGUUGUGAUUGGAGAGCAUCAGGAUUAUUUCUCGAAUGUGAUUUCUGCACUGAUGCUGAGAAAUUGGUUCUCAAGGGAUGUGUGGCGUUCUUAGCCUAUGUUAGGAUUUCUGCUUCUAGGGACUCUAUUGUAAAGGGUAUUCACACUGUAAGGGAUUUUCCAGAUGUCUUUCUUGAGGAGCUACCGGGGUUACCUCCGAAUCGUGAAGUGGAGUUUGGGAUAGAACUCCUUUCUGGUACAACUCCAGGAACACCAAUUCUUUUUGUAGAGAAGAAGGAUGGACUCAUGCGGAUGUGUAUAGACUAUCGUCAGAGGAACAAGCUAACCAUUAAGAACAAGUAUCCACUUCCAAGGAUUGAUGACCUGUUCGACCAGUUCCGAGGGGCUUUUGUAUUCUCUAAGAUUUACUUACGUUCUGGGUAUCACCAGCUGAGGGUUAAGGAUGCUGAUGUGUAUAAGACGCAAGAGAGUUUUAAGAAGCUCAAAACUGUGUUGACUGAGGCUCCUGCUCUGAUACAGCCAGAAUCUGGGAAGGAGUUCACAGUUUAUAGUGAUGCAUCAUAUGUCGAUUUGGGAUGCGUGUUGAUGCAGGAUGGUAAGUUCGACGAUGGGAGUUUGUUGGCUGAACUGCAAGUCAGACUGAAUUGGAUUGAGCUUAUUAGGGUUAAGCAGUUGGGUGAUGAGUCACUAGGUCUUUGGUUCAGUCAGGUUGAGAGUGGUGACACUACGAAUUUGAGAAUGAACAGUGCUGGGUAUUCUAUGGAGGACUUCGUGUUUCUUAAGGUGUCACCAUGGAAGAAGAUUCUGAGGUUUAGCCGUAAGGGUAAGUUGAGCCCUAGGUUUAUUAGGUCAUACAGGGUUUUGAAGUGGGUGGGACCAAUUGCUUACCAGUUAGAGCUACCUCUGAAGUUGGAUUGCAUUCAUGAUGUAUUCCACGUCUCGAUAUUGAGGCAUUACCACUCUAAUCCUACUCAUAUUGUUCCUAUUGAGGAGAUCGAGGUUAGGCCAGACUUGACCUUUGAGGAGGAGCUGGUUCAGAUUUUGGAUCGGGACGUAAAGGUUUUGAGGAGGAAGUCUAUUCCUUUGGUGAAUGUUCUAUGGUGUAAUCAUAGCACUGAGGAGGCCAUGUAG